Acanthosepion pharaonis is the source of this 1248-nucleotide messenger RNA. NCBI's taxonomy places the organism in Eukaryota, Metazoa, Mollusca, Cephalopoda, Sepiida, Sepiidae. The record is from the annotation of a GenBank genome assembly.
AUGUCUUUCUUCUGCCAUCCCUUUAGACCAUUCUUAACGCAUGCUAUUCUUGAAUGGUUUGUUGAUGGUCACAUCAAGUGGCUGCAGCUGAGAAACUCACAGUUAAACGGUGUAGAUCGCAUUCUCUCCUGUGAAACCAGUUGCAGAAACCUCAACAUGCCUGUCUUUGCUCCAUACCUUACUCCUGAACAGGAGGCUGAGCUGAAGCAGAUUGCUUCUGCCAUUGUUGCUCCAGGAAAGGGCAUCUUGGCAGCUGAUGAGUCUACUGGCUCAAUGGGCAAAAGGUUGUCUGCCAUUAACUUGGACAAUACCGAAGAAAACAGGAGAAAGUACCGUCAACUACUUUUUACCACUGACCCUGAACUCUCCAAGAACAUCAGUGGUGUAAUCAUGUUUCAUGAGACUUUCUACCAGAAGACUGACAAUGGAACUCCAUUUGUGAAGGUUCUUCAGGACAAAGGCAUCAUUCCUGGUAUCAAAGUUGACAAGGGUGUUGUUCCAUUGAUGGGUACCUUCAAUGAAUGCACCACUCAGGGUCUGGAUGGAAUGUCUGAACGUUGUGCUGAAUACAAAAAAGGAGGUGCCCAGUUUGCCAAAUGGCGCUGUGUACUGAAGAUUGGACCUCACACCCCUUCCUACCAAGCUAUGAUGGAAAAUGCUAAUGUUCUUGCUCGUUAUGCAAUGAUCUGUCAACAGAAUGGUCUUGUGCCUAUUGUUGAACCUGAGGUACUUCCUGAUGGUGAACACGAGUUGGAUGUUGCUCAAAAGGUUACUGAACAAGUUUUGGCUUUCACCUACAAAGCAUUGGCUGAUCAUCAUAUCUUCUUGGAGGGCACAUUGUUGAAACCCAACAUGUGCACUGCUGGACAUGGUUGCGAGAAGAAAUAUACCCCAGAAGAGAAUGCCUUGGCUACUGUGAUAGCCCUCAGGAGAACAGUCCCAGCUGCUGUACCUGGUAUCACUUUCUUGUCUGGUGGUCAGUCUGAAGAGGAUGCUACCAUCAAUUUGAAUGCCAUUAACAACUGCCCACUCCUUAAACCUUGGGCUCUCACCUUCUCUUAUGGACGUGCCCUGCAAGCCAGUGUAUUGAAAGCCUGGCAAGGCAAAGAUGAGAAUAUCAAGGCAGCACAGGAACAACUUAUGGUUAGAGCAAAGGCCAAUGGUGCAGCCUCUGUGGGAAAAUAUGGAGGUGGUGGUGGGUCUGCUGCUGCAGCCGAGUCCCUCUAUGUCAAAGAUCACGCUUAUUAA